UUUGAUAGUGAAUGGCACAGAGAGUCAGUUUUAGUGUGACUCUUGGGCAGAGAGUGUUUAAUUUGGUGAACUACAAAUUGUGAAGAGUUAUGAAGGUUCUUGUUGAGUCGCCGUUGAUUCUAGAUCCAUCGGAACUGCUCAGGCCGGAGCCUGAGUUCCUGGACAAGAGUGCGUCCAAGUUCCGCGAUUACACUGUGGACACGACGGAUCCGCUGAAGGAGCGCGUGAGGCUGACCUAUCGCAAGAUGCAUCUCAAUCAGACGGUGGAUUUCGUGAGAGGGCGUCACGCCGAGUGGCUCACUUUCUCCAAGUUCCGCGCCACCAUCCGGGAGGCGCUGGAGCGCCUCAAUGACCUGGUGGACGAGUCGGAUCCCGAUCUGGACUUGCCCAACAUCGUGCACGCCUUCCAGACGGCCGAGCGAGCGCGCGAGGAGCACCCGGACCUCGACUGGCUGCAUCUCACGGGCCUCAUUCACGAUCUGGGCAAGGUCAUGGCGUUCUACGGGGAGCCACAGUGGGCGGUGGUGGGCGACACCUUUCCCGUGGGCUGUCUCUGGUCAGACCACAUCGUCUAUCGCAGCGACAGCUUCGACGGCAAUCCAGACGGCGAGAAUCCCGCCUUCAACACCAAGUGCGGCAUGUACGAGCCGAACUGCGGGCUGCGCAAUCUAAUGAUGUCAUGGGGACACGACGAGUACAUGUAUCGCGUGCUGAAGCACAACAGAUCCGCACUUCCGGAGCAGGCGCUCUACAUCAUCCGCUAUCACUCCUUCUAUCCGUGGCACUCAUCGGGCGACUAUCAGCACUUGAUGCGCCCGGAGGACGAGGAGAUCAAGAAGUGGGUGCUGAGCUUCAAUCGCUACGAUUUGUACACGAAGAGCACCAAAGUGCCGGACAUCGAGGCUCUGUGGCCGUAUUAUCAGUCGCUGAUCGACAAAUACUGUACAGGCGAGCUGGAAUGGUAAAUAUGAUGAUAACUCGGGGUUUUGCUUAUGUAUAAAAUACUCUUUUUAAUAAAUAAAUAUUAAUAUCUAUUGAUCACAGAA
Phlebotomus argentipes is the source of this 1046-nucleotide messenger RNA. Its product is annotated as inositol oxygenase. The record is from RefSeq and is a predicted model, not a curated record. Gene Ontology annotation, cellular component: cytoplasm. Gene Ontology annotation, biological process: inositol catabolic process. Gene Ontology annotation, molecular function: inositol oxygenase activity; iron ion binding. The transcript is spliced from 5 exons. Bases 90 to 965 code for a protein of 291 amino acids. NCBI's taxonomy places the organism in Eukaryota, Metazoa, Arthropoda, Insecta, Diptera, Psychodidae.